Linnemannia hyalina is the source of this 9102-nucleotide messenger RNA. NCBI's taxonomy places the organism in Eukaryota, Fungi, Mortierellomycota, Mortierellomycetes, Mortierellales, Mortierellaceae. The record is from the annotation of a GenBank genome assembly.
AUGGCCACGCCCCACCAUAACCAUCACCACCACGUCCAAUACGUCCACGACAGCGAAGACACCUCAGACUCAAAUGAAGAGUUUGCCAGUGCCUCCGAGGGUGACGAUGACCUGCCAUGGGAACCCGUCGUCAUCAGGAGUCCAACCAUCUCCAGGCAGAGUCCCAUCUCCCCCGCCCCGUCUUCUUCUCAGGUUCAGGUCGAAACCCCUCGUCCAGCCCACGCUAUCGCCACCCCUACCAACGCGACCACGACGACAGGAACAACAACAAUAACGAGAAGCACGUCUUCUUCGUCUUCAAGUGUCGCCACUACCACAACUACGACGACCUCACGGGCCUUGACAGCUACCACAAGCUCCUAUGAGCAACAACAGCAGCAGCAGCAGCAGCAGCAGCAACAACAACACCAAGAACAGCAUGAUUUUGACCAAGGACGCCAGGAACACUACCACUACCAGCAACAGUCCCAUGAUGCCUCGCCUCAUCUUCACUCGCAUCGCGAACAAGAUCAACAAUGGGAGCAACAGCAACAUCACCAACAACAGCAGCAGCAAUGGACCCCUACAUCUGUCCAGCUUGAUGCUUCAACCCCAAGGACAUAUCACGCUCACCGCGAGUUCUCGUCCUCUUCGUCGUCCUCGACGCGGCCACAGGGAAGCCCUUCACAACCCCCUCGCGGAGCAGCACCCAAACUGAGAGAACGGAUGCGACAGAGUCCUGUCCUUCACUCAAGAAUUGUGCAGGCCUAUCUAGACCCCAAUGCGUCUCAGGCUCAGCGUCAACAGCAGCAACACGUAUCUUCCGAGAAUGUCCGUCAGGCUUGGCUGCAGGACGCUCAUCAGGAAAGCAUUGCUCCUGUUCCAAGUUUUGAGGCACCUUCACCUGUGGAUCAGCACGACACGGAGCAAUCUUGGAACGAGUGGAAUGAGGACGAAUACGAGGACCAAGUUCACUCAGACCACCACCACCAGGAGGAGACUGCAUGGGGCUUUGACGGCCAGAUCGACAUUGAGGGUGGCGCUCAGCCUGCCGAACAACAAGUGGAGGAGGCUUGGGGUUUUGAUGAACCCGUCGACAUUGAAGGAGGGGCUUUGCCUCAGGUUGCAGAGCCAGCAGCGGAGACAGCCCGGGGGAUUGACGACAACAUUAACGUUGAAGGAGAAGCCCACUCGGGAGAACAAGCAGAGGCUGCUUGGGGAUUCGACGAUGAUAUCCAAGUCGAAGAGAAUGUGCAGGAACAGCCACACACAGAGCCAGCCCAGGACCCCAACAAUGCUCAUGUCAAGGAGGAGGAGCAACCACGCGCCCAUCAUGACGAGACAGCUUGGAGCUUCGAUGAUAACCUGCAUGUGGAGGAGACUAUGCAGCCGGAUCUGCAACAAGUCGAGGCCGCCUGGGGCUUUGAUGAUAACACUGACAUUGAAGGCGAUAUCCAGGCAGAGGAUCUCUCACCAGAGCCCAUCGCAGUCGUCGAAAACACCACUCAGCUUGUCGAGACCGCCCACCCAGAUCAGCAUCAAGGAGGGUCAGCCUGGGACAAUGACGACAACAUUCAUAUCGACGAGACCGCUCAACCAGGACAACAUCAAGCAGAGUCAGCCUGGGGUUUUGACGACACCAUCGAUAUCGUCACCACUACUGCUACUCAUGAGCAUCAGCAUCCGGAAACGACUGCAGACGUCGAAGUGGGGGCCAGCGUCGACAUGAGCAGCACGGCAUCGGACGAUCAUCAUGUCGGAGCUUCUUGGGGUUUCGAGGACAAAAUUGAGAUCGACGACACUCCACAAGUUGAGCAGAUCGAGUCUGCAUGGGGCUUUGAUGAGCCUAUCGCGGUCGAUGGACAUAUCAGUGAACGCGAGGUUGAGCAGGCCGACAACUCUACCGCCGCUGUGGAACCAACCUACCCUACCAUGCACCAGGCUCACGAGAGUGAUGCAGAUUCGUGGGACUAUGACGACCAAGCUAUCGAGCUCAUCGAGGAGGCUGCUGUCCAGGAAAUUCACUCUGGUUCCUUUGCCGCCGAUGAGCAUGACGACAAUCUUGAUCGACAGGAUUUCCAACCAUCUCACGCCAGCACGACGGAUGACUCCUUCUCAGAGCAUGUUGUGAUGCCACCCUAUUCAGCGACACCAACCGCCGACAAUUACGAGGACGACCGGGAGUUGGCAGUAGUUGUUGAUCAUACCACAACGGACGGAUCGCACCAACUGGUUCAAGAACACCCCCCACACGCCGACGCUACUGUUUCUGAAUCUGACAACCAUCACAAUCUGUAUCACACGGUGCCUGACGACGCCCACAGCGCUGAAUCUGCUGGACCGAGCGAUGCUGUUGAGGUGACUGAAGCCGAGCAGUCAUGGGGGUUUGAUAUGGGCGAGGUUAUUGGAGGCGAAAAUCUCGAAUCGGCCGCGCUGGACAACCCUUUGAGUGAAAUUGCUCAGGAACCUUACCAGCAUGAGGAAGCCCAUGUCGUAUCAUCAGCAGACGACAACACCAACAGCCAGAUCGAACAGGAAUCUUUCGUGGCAAGCACAGUUGAGGCGACUGAAGGCGUUAUUGAAAACAUUAAAGCAGCAGCCAUUGCUGAUGAGACUGAGCGCGCCGACCAAGCAAGCGACGAUGAGCAUGACUCUGAAGUCAGAGAGGUCUUGUUUGCUACUCAGCAUACCCCAGUCGCCAUUCCAGAGGAGGGCGAGAGCUCCGAAAUCUCACCAUUCGCAACCAACUCUCGAGCUCAUUCUGGAAACUCGGUGUCUUUCGACGACAGCAAGCCUUAUUACGCUGAUGCCGCUGUUACUUCAAACCUCCUUGUGAAGGAAGACGCCGCACCAUCGCACCGGCCUGAUUCUAGAGGAAGCAUUGGCGAACCGAGGCGGUCCGCGUCUGACUCAGAAGGUAGCGACAUUUAUGGCGACCUUUCGACUGCCUACACUGGCAGGAAUAUGCCUUCCAACCGCUUGAACGAAAUCCUCGAUGACGACGACUAUCUGGAGCAUAUGGAGCGCGGAGUGCCUAUGGAUCGAUCGAUCAGUACACCUUUCAGUGAUGACGAGACACCCAAGUUUGUCAUGGAGGACGAUGCUGUGGAACUGAUGGAGCGCGGCGAACCUCAGUCAGUUGGUAGCGCGCCUACUGACCACCUGGAGACUCUGGAGGACGAGGAUGAUGACAGCUCAGAUGAUACCCAGGCCACCUCCUCUUCCUCUGAGCGUGCGAUCGAAACCUCGGAGGUCGUAGCCCCAUCAGACCUGGCGCUCUCUAUUGCUGAUGGCACUGUUUCUCAGAGCUUGCCAGACGCUAUUGUGGAGACAACGACGGGCCUAAUGUCGCAUGGAGUCGAUACCUGCAUUGUCGAGAAGCAGGUUGUUGAAGCACUGCCCGUUGGAGAUGCCAAGGUUGCCAUCUUGGAAGAGGAAGGGCCCGCGACGGCUGUUGAGGCUGUUGUAGACGCAGCCAGUGAUGAUCGCGAUCCAGCCAACCCAUUCAGCGACGCUGCGGCCAUCGACGACACUGAUUUGUGGCAAGCUACUAAGCCGUUGCUUGAAAAAUCUGAGAAGGAGGAACUCCUGUCUGAGCCUCUUGCCGACGCAUCUUCCCAGGAUUCGACUGUCGACGUUAAGGGUCUCAGUCCUGCCAUUGACGAAGGUGCGGAGGACGCUUGGGCAGAUCAGGGUCUAGAUGUGGCUGUCGAGCCUACACUCGACAUUUCAACACCUCCAACAAAGCACUCCAUUUCUGAGAUACACACGGAUGUCAACUCCGAGGCAGAGGAGACUCAAACUGCUGCUGACAACAUCGAUCAGGAUAUUAUUGAUGGCUUGGACGGCGACGCCUGGGAUGAUCAGGACUUGGAUAUCGCGGACAACUCCUCCACCCUCGUUCAGAUCACUGAGGAGUCGAAAGAGGCGCCAGUUCAUCAUGAGGUGCUGCCUGUCGUUGAGCAUUACGAGAGACAGCUGGAUAACUUGGAGGUGCCGGAGCAACCCUUGGUCGAGCCCAACGUGGAUGUUCAUGAUGUCGAGACUGCUGCCCAGCCUGGUCCUUUCGACGACUUGAAGGAGGAAGUAGCCGAUGAUGACUUGUCGGAGCUGUCUGCAGUCAAGGAGGUGGCCAUUGAAGCACAGGUCCCAAGCCCACUGCUGGAUAUUGAGACCUCCGCAGUCCAUGUCUACGGAACUCCUGCUUCUCAACACGUGGAUAUUCCGGUAACGACUCCCAAGGAAACCAUGCUGGAAGUGGAUGCAUGGGACAACCAGACCGAUGCUCUUGGUAUCGACACUGCCUUGGAAGAGGAUGCAUGGGCUGAUCAGGAAGACGCAGCCCCUUUCGACAUCCCUGGCGUGCCUGUUGUACCUGCCGCCGCCGUGAGCCAAGAGAGUUCUGUCUCCGAUCUCUUUGCCGACAAGUCUGACCAGCACUACAGCAAGCCUUCCUCUCCUGUCCGCGCGUUUGCUUUCUCACCUGCACGAGCUGAUUCUCCUGUUCGCGCAUCGGCCUCAUCGCCUGUUCGUGGAUUCUCUGCUUUCGCACGUUCUCCCACCAGCCCUCAAGAGCGCUCGGUCUCAGAUUUGUUUGGCGACAAGGCAGAGAAGUCCUACUUCAAGCCCGCGUCCCCAACUCGCGGGUUUGCAGCAUAUGCUGCCUACUCCCAUUCUGAUCACCAGCAGGAGAGGUCAGUCUCGGAUCUCUUCUCUGAUUCUCCUGUGCAACACCCCGUCAAGCCUGCUACACCUUUACCCGUCCCCGCAACUGCACCUGUCGAGGACGACCUUUUGAAGGAUGCUGUUGAGGAGGAUGCAUGGGACGAUCAGGACAUUCGCAUUGACGAGGAGUCCCUACCUGUUGCUACCAAGUCGGAACUCCUGCCUGUUGCCACCAAGUCUGAGCCAGAGCUAGAGCCUGAGUCGGUGACAACCGCAUUCGACGUCGAACAGUCUAUCGACGACGCCCCCGAGGGUGACGCAUGGGGAGAAGAUCAAGAUAUUCAGUUCGACCAAGAGCCCAUGCCUGCUGAGGCAGAACCUCACGUUGAAACACCCGCUGCAGCUGUUGAUGUCCAGGAGGUCCAUGAGCAUAUCGCUCACACCUCGGAGCAGACUUUGGAAUCCCACUCGACACAGGAGACGACAUACGCCUUGGACAUUAACCAGUCUAUUGAUGUUGCGGUUGAAGACGAUGUGUGGGACAACCAGGACGAUGGCAUGACUUUUGAGUCGACCUUGCUUCCUCAGCAUGAGCUUGAGCAGGAACCUCAGCAGGGACCUCAGCACGAGCCUGUCCAUAUUGCUCCAGAGACUGCGCCAGUCGAGGAUCUCGCCCAGGAAGAUGCCCACAAGCACCACGAGCCAACUGCGGAUACCCUCAGCAUUGGUCAUUCCCUUGAGGCCGCUAUCGAAGAGGAUGCAUGGGACAACCAGGAGGAUAUUACAUUUGGCCAAGAGUUCGAGACCCGCCAGGAACACCACCCUAUCAAGCUCUCCCACGAGCCUGUUCACUCGGAAGACAUCGUCGUAGAGGACAACUACCCCAUUUGUGAUGACAUCCCUGCCUCCCCUCUUGCAGAGACCCAAUUGACUGAGCAUAAUCCCGCAUCGAACCAACCUGACGAGCAUGAGGAUCAGCCGAUUCUGCCCAGCUUCGAGUCGCCUGCCCUCCCAACUCCCACUGACGCGGAGGUCGAGUUUGACCUUGACAAGGCUCUAGAGGACGAUGCUUGGAAUGAUCAGGACGCUGACGUUGGCCUUGAAUCUAUCGAGCCUGCACAUACCACCCAGGAUACCCAUGCUGCGACUGUCAUAAAGUCUCGAAACUUUGAUGCCAAAAAGCCCGAGGAGCGGACAUCGUUAACAGGCAGUAGGAUCGAAUCUAUCAAUCACCAGCCUCACGCCAAGACGGCGGUUGAUAUUGUCGAGGAUGCCUGGGGGUGGGAUGAGGACGAGGUUGGUGUUGAUCUUGAGAUCCAAAACGACAACGAGGCCACCACAUUUGCCCAGGACGACCAAGACAAAGCCGAGCACAUGGACACCUAUUCGCCUAUCGACGCUGAGGAAGUGACAACUGUUCAAGACAAGGCCACACCCGAUGCACAUUCGCCUACUCAAGUGCUCGCUGAGACGCCCAAAAACAACAUCCCCCCUUUGGCGAUCCAAAAGGAGCGUCUUGCCGCAGGAGCCGACAGUGGCGAGGGUGAGGCUGAUAGCGCCACUCAGAGUCCUUGGCAAGAUAUCUCGCCUGGGUCUGUAUCCAAGAGAAGCGAGGCAGGCAUGAGCAUUGGAUCCGAGUUUGAGUCGGAAUAUUCUGUGCGGUCGCUGGAUGAGGACGGUCAUGUCUCGUCAGCCUUUGAUCGCCACCAGCCUCAUGGACAAGACACAGGUGCAUCCUUGGCAGAGUCUGAGACGAAGAAGGCUUUGGAGACUACGAUGUCCUGGACCGAUCUCAAGGAUGACGAUGCAUGGGACGAUGACCUUCCUGAAAUUGGCCCCAUCAACCCUCCUACCGACUCCAAGGAGACUUCUGCACCAACAAAGGAGACUGAUAACAGCGCCGAUGCCCAGCAGCUUCCAGACAUUAGCGGUGCUGACAAUUGGGACUUUGACCAGGAUGAUGACAUUGAAACCGAGUCGUCUUCGUUGUAUGCAGGACUGACGCCCGCAUCUACACGAGCUAGCUUCUCGCGAUCCCUCAAGACGCCUGACAUGACCGAAAGCCGCUCGUUUGGAUCUCAGCCCUCGCCUCAGAACAGGACCCCUACAUUCAGCAGCAUCACGUCGUCGCCCGGACAGGUCUUGUCAUCAUACCAAUCUAGCAUGGUCGGAUCAACCCCUGCCUCUCCUAGCCAGGUUGCUGAACCUGCAAUCCCAGCGGCAGAGAUCGAAGAUGACUCUCAUUUGCCCCUCGCUAUCCGUCAACAACGCGCACGUCUUGCAGCUAGAGGAAAGCCCCUGCCUCCGAUCUCCAAGUACAAGAGCACCAAGGAGACUGCUGCAGAGCAGCAGUCUUCGCCCGUGUUGAGCUCAGCUUCUCCUCGUCUCGCCGCCGCUGCCGCCGUCGUCUCCCCUGGCAUCUCGUUCGCUUCACCCACGAAGACCCCUGUCAGCCCUGCGUUGAACCCUACGCCUGCUGCUAGUGAUCAAAAGUACCUCUCGCCUGCGCUGCAGAGGCAAAGGGAAAGACUUGAGAAGAAACGAGCCGCCAGUGCAGCUGCCGCUGCAGUACCCUUGAGCGCUGCUCGUCGCCUAGUACCUUCUGAGUCUUCUUCCUCGCAGGUUUCCAUCAAGCCUACAUCUCCCUUGAUCAAGGAGGCAGUGUUGCCCUCGGUCUUGAAGCACACUUUGUCCUCGCCCACUAGUGUCAGAAAGUCUGUUCACCUGGUGGAUCGAACAGACACCACGACGACUACUUCAUCAACAUUCUCGACCGAGGAAUUUGGUCACUCUACCCGUCGCCGAGGUUUGAGCGUGUCGUCGAACCAGAGUGCUCAGGCUACCUCGCCCUUGACUCCUACUGGCGACGGUGUCGUCCGUCGAAGCAAAGAAGGAAACCGUCCCAGUAUGUUCUCGUCGUUUUCUGCGGCCACGACUCCAACAAGCGCGACCUUCUCUGAGAUAAGCGAGUCGAAUGUUGUCAAGUCGACACAGAAUGACGCCUUCCGACUUGUUUCGCGGUUGUCGAUGUCGUCGUCAACGGUGGGCUCUGGGUGGGAUGAUACCCCUGAGGAAGAUGUCCAAAAUGAGGAGGAGAAGAAGAGCAGCAAGAUUGAAUCCAAGGUGACUGGUAAGGGUGUUGAUCGCAAGGAGGUCGUGUCACGUCCGGCGAUGUUCUCGUCCACCUCGUCGUCUUCGUUCUAUCAGCAGUCGGUUCCUGGCCUGGAUGAUGAUAAUAACUUUGGAGAACCGAGUGUCAAGUCGACGAGUGGUGACGGCUUAAGUUCCUUCGCCAGCGAUAUCAACACUACUACGACAACUACUUCGACGACGUCGUCGUACCUGAACAGCAAGAAGGCGGACGACUAUGAUCCCUACGGACCCAAGGCCUCUCACAAGGCCAAGUCCUCGUUCGAAGACCAGGAUCGGGACUCGUACGCAGAAGCGAACGAAGUUCUGAUUGGCCGGUCGGCUCCUUCUCAUGGAGUAUCGCUCUUAUCGCCAACCUCUGCUACCAGCAUGAGCCAUCGUCAUGACCCUCACCAUCAACACUUAUCGAGUAGCAGCAAGUUUGGAGGCGGUGGUAGCAUCAAGGAAGUGGCCCACACUAGUCACACUACCACGACCAGCAGCAGCAGUAGCGGUGGCGGCUUUGGCGGCGGAUUCUUUGGAGGCGGUGGCAGUGGAGGCAGCCUUGUUGGCGAUAUCAACAGUCUGUUGCAAGAGAAGAAGAACCCAGCUCCUACUUCUUCCUCUACCGGAUUUGGUAGCAGCAGCACCAGUGGCGCCAACCUCGGAAGCGACUACGAAUCCAAGAAGCCCUCAGCAGCGUCAAGUCAACCACCAUCGGCGGUCCAACAGAAACAACAGGGGCCUCCGAAAUCCAGCAGCUGGUCUUUUGGAUCCUGGGUCAGUUCUGCGGUUGCGGUCGCGACCGAGAAGAUUGAUCAGGCGUACGAAACCUUGGACCCUGAAUACUCCCGGAUGAAGGGCCGGUCGCCCAUGACGUCCAACUCUACUUCCUUUGCGUCCGAUGUUGGAGUUGAAGGCAGUGGUGAUCCAGAUAGUUUGAGCCCGUUCAAGAAGCCGGGGUAUGUCGUCGGUGGCAGUUCUUUGGCCCUGGGUCUUGCGUCCAUCUCUGCUCCUGGCAGCUCUGGCGCCGCUCCUGGAACUGGGCCUUCUACUCCUCAAGCACAAGCACAACGAUAUGGCCGUUCAUCUUCUGAGGCCCCUCUCUUUGCCAUGUCGAGUAGCAACAACAACAACAACAACAACAAACGAGAAGAAGAUAGCUAUGUCGAGGAGUCGUUUGCGAGUGCAGGAACCGAGUCGUCUGCCGAUUCGUAUGGUCGUCACGCCGGUCACGGUGGCAAUGCUCACCAUCGGGCUUCACAAAACACUUCUUUAGAGCGUGACCAAUCUCUGUCGCCCCGUUUGACGCGCAAGAACGUCCGGUAG